UGGCAAAUAGAAGGGGAAGAAAUGGAGGCAGUGAGAGAUUUUGCUUUCUUGGGCUCCAGGAUCGCUGCAGAUGGUGGCAGCAAAAUAGAGCCCAUAAUCCCAGGAUCUCUGAAAUGAACAAAUAAAUGCACAGGGUGGUCCAGAUUGAACUCUUCCACGGAUAAACGUUUGCCACGUCCAAAAUGGAAAGCAAGAGCAGAGCAGGGUCCUCCAAACAUCCGCAGGGGGUUGGGAUCUAGGCAUUCAGCUGCCCAAGGCACUUGCUAAGACCUAGAUCUGGGCUCCUUGGGGCAAAUGGGGGCGGGGAGGGCAGGCUCUAAGCGCAGCAGGAGAUCUGCCCGCAGGCAAAGGGAAGGGCAGGCUCGGUGCGCUCGGUUUUGCAAGGGUUAAAAGGAGCAGAGCUGGAUUCCUAGAGAGGAUGGGAAGUGAAGGGGGGGAAGGUCCUCCAUCGCUCAAUUCCCUCCCUGCCCCAUCCCUUCCUGCUUUCUUCUUUCUCCUUUCCCCUUCUGGAAUCCGGGUCGUGUGCUUUGAAGACGUAGCUGUUCCUUUCACAGACGAGGACUGGGCUUUGCUGGAUCCUGACCAGAGAGCUCUGCAGAAGGAAGUCAAGGAGGAGAAUCCUGGGAUCGUGGCCUCUCUGCUUCUUUUGGCUCCUUGACUCCUCAGGAAGGAUGAGUGAGACGGAUCCUGCAAAGCUAGAGGAGAUGGAAGAGGGAAGAUGGACGCAUGACCUGGUCCGGCUGUCUCCUGCAUCCCUCCCCACAACCUCUGAGCGUUCCCUCCCAGGGACCUCCGAGAGAUCUGAUGGUGAUGAAUCAAAAGGGAAGAACAAGGGAGACCACAACAGAAUCCACAUAGCAGAGAAGUCAGAUAAAUAUUCAGAGUGUGUAGAGAAGAUCCGUCAGAGCUCCCAGUUCACCUCCCAUCAAAGAAAGAGCUUCAUUCGAAGGAAUAGCCUCACUUCACACAAAAGAACACAGAGUAGGGAGAAAUCGUAUCAGUGCUUGGACUGUGGAAAGAGCUUCAGCCAGAGGGCCCAUCUCACUUCUCAUCAAAUAAUUCAUACAGGGGAGAAGCCCUAUCAGUGCUUGGAAUGUGGAAAGAGCUUCAAUCGGAAGGAUAGUCUCACUUCCCAUCAAAGAAUUCAUACAGGGGAGAAACCCUUUCAGUGCUUUGAAUGUGGAAAGAGCUUCAGUCAGCGCACCCAUCUCACUUCCCAUCAAAGAAUUCAUACAGGGGAGAAACCCUUUCAGUGCUUCGAAUGUGGAAAGAGCUUCAGUCACUCGGGGAAUCUCACUUCCCAUCAAAGAGUUCAUACAGGGGAGAAACCGUAUCAGUGCUUGGAAUGUGGGAAGAACUUUAGUCACCGCCAGAAUCUCGCUUCUCAUCAAAGAAUUCAUACAGGGGAGAAACUGUAUCAGUGUUUGGAAUGUGGAAAGAGCUUCAAUCAGAAGGGUCACCUCACUUCCCAUCACAAAAUUCAUACAGGAGAAAAACCCUAUCAGUGCUUGGAAUGUGGAAAGAACUUCAGUAAUAAGGUGAAUCUCACUUCUCAUCAAAAAAUUCAUACAGGGGAGAAACCCUAUCAGUGCUCGGAAUGUGGGAAGAGCUUCAGUCAGGAGGGGAAUCUCACUUCUCAUCAAAAAAUUCAUACAGGGGAGAAACCCUAUCAGUGCUCAGAAUGUGGGAAGAGCUUCAGUCAGGAGGGGAAUCUCACUUCUCAUCAGAGAAUUCAUACAGGGGAAAAACCCUAUCAGUGCUUUGAAUGUGGAAAGGGUUUCAGUCGGAAGGAUAGUCUCACUUCCCAUCAAAGAAUUCAUACAGGGGAGAAACCCUAUCAGUGCUUCGAAUGUGGAAAAGGUUUUCGUCUGAGUGGUCAUCUGACUUCCCAUCAAAGACUUCAUACAGGAGAGAAACCGUAUCACUGCUUGGAAUGUGGAAAGAGCUUUCGUCUGAGUGGUGAUCUGACUUCCCAUCAAAGAAUUCAUACAGGGGAGAAACCCUAUAUGUGCUUCGAUUGUGGGAAAAGCUUCCACAAUCUCACUUCCCAUCAAAGAAUUCAUACAGGUGAGAAACCCUAUCAGUGCAUGGAAUGCGGAAAGAGCUUCAGUCAAAGUGCCACACUCUCUUCCCAUCACAGAAUUCAUACAGGGGAGAAACCCUAUCAGUGCUCAGAAUGUGGGAAGAGCUUCAGUCAGGGGGGGAAUCUCACUUCUCAUCAGAGAAUUCAUACAGGGAAGAAACCCUAUCAGUGCUUGGAAUGUGGGAAAAGCUUUCGGGGGCAGGGAGGGGGUAAUCUCACUUUGCAUCAAAGAGUUCAUACAGGGGAGAAACCAUAUAAUUGCUUGGAAUGUGGAAAGAGCUUCAGUCACUGGGGGAAUCUCACUUCCCAUCAAAGAGUUCAUACAGGGGAGAAACCGUAUCAGUGCUUGGAAUGUGGGAAGAACUUUAGUCACCGCCAGAAUCUCGCUUCUCAUCAAAGAAUUCAUACAGGGGAGAAACCCUAUCAGUGCUUGGAAUGUGGAAAGAGCUUCAAUCGGAAGGGUCACCUCACUUCCCAUCACAAAAUUCAUACAGGGGAGAAACCCUAUCGGUGCUUGGAAUGUGGGAAGCGCUUCACUCAGGAGGGGAAUCUCACUUCUCAUCAAAGAAUUCAUACAGGGGAGAAACCCUAUCAGUGCUUCCAAUGUGGGAAAAGCUUUCGUCUGAGUGGUGAUCUCACUUCCCAUCAAAGAAUUCAUACAGGGGAGAAACCCUAUCAGUGCUUGGAAUGUGGAAAGAGCUUCAGUACGUGGGUGAAUCUCACUUCUCAUCAAAGAAUUCAUACAGGGGAGAAACCCUAUCAGUGCUUGGAUUGUGGAAAGAGCUUCAGUCGGAAGGAAAGUCUUACUACCCAUCAAAGAAUUCAUACAGGGGAGAAACCCUAUCAGUGCUUGGAAUGUGGAAAAGGUUUUCAUCUGAGUGGUCAUCUGACUUCCCAUCAAAGACUUCAUACAGGAGAGAAACCGUAUCACUGCUCAGAAUGUGGAAAGAGCUUUCGUCUGAGUGGUGAUCUGACUUCCCAUCAAAGAGUUCACACAGGGGAGAAACCCUAUCAGUGCUUGGAAUGUGGGAAGAGCUUUAAUCAAAGCGCACAUCUCACUUCCCAUCAAAGAACUCAUACAGGGGAGAAACCCUAUCAGUGCUUGGAAUGUGGGAAAAGCUUCCGGGAGGGCCACAAGGUCACUUCCCAUAAAAGAAUUCAUACAGGGGAGAAACCCUAUCAGUGCUUGGAAUGCGGAAAGAGCUUCAGUCAAAGUGCCACACUCUCUUCCCAUCACAGAAUUCAUACAGGGGAGAAACCCUAUCAGUGCUCAGAAUGUGGAAAGAGCUUCAGUCAGGAGGGGAAUCUCACUUCUCAUCAGAGAAUUCAUACAGGGGAAAAACCCUAUCAGUGCUUCGAAUGUGGAAAGGGCUUCAGUCGGAAGGAUAGUCUUACUACCCAUCAAAGAAUGCAUACAGGGGAGAAACCCUAUCAGUGCUUGGAAUGUGGAAAGAGCUUCCCUCAGGAGGGGAAUCUCACUUCUCAUCAGAGAAUUCAUACAGGGGGAAAACCCUAUCAGUGCUUCGAAUGUGGAAAGAGUUUCAGUCAGAAGGAAAGUCUUACUACCCAUCAAAGAAUUCAUACAGGGGAAAAACCCUAUCAGUGCUUCGAAUGUGGAAAGGGCUUCAGUCGGAAGGAUAGCCUCACUUCCCAUCACAGAAUUCAUACAGGGGAGAAACCCUAUCAGUGCUUGGAAUGUGGAAAGAGCUUCACUGAUAGCUCCAGUCUCACUUCCCAUCGCAUAAUUCAUACAGGAGAAAAACCCUAUCAGUGCUUGGAAUGUGGGAAAAGCUUCAUCUGGUACAGCUCUCUCACUUCCCAUCAAAGAAUUCAUACAGGGGAGAAACCCUAUCAGUGCUUGGAAUGUGGAAAGAGCUUCAGUCAGAGGGCCCAUCUCAAUUCUCAUCAAAUGAUUCAUACAGGGGAGAAACCCUAUCAAUGCUUGGAAUGUGGGAAGAGCUUUAAUCAAAGCGCACAUCUCACUUCCCAUCAAAGAAUUCAUACCGGGGAGAAACCGUAUCAGUGCUUGGAAUGUGGAAAGAGCUUCAGUCAGAAGGUGAAUCUCACUUCCCAUCAAAGAACUCAUACAGGAGAAAAACCCUAUCAGUGCUUGCAAUGUGGAAAGAGCUUCAGACUCAGGCACAAUCUCACUUCCCAUCAAAGAACUCAUACAGGAGAAAAACCCUAUCAGUGCUUCGAAUGCGGGGAGAGCUUCAGGGAGGGGGCCAGGCUCACUUUGCAUCAAAGAACUCAUACUGGGGAGAAAGCCUAUCAAUGCUUGAAAUGUGGGAAGAGCUUCAGGUGGAAGGCCAGUCUCACUUCGCAUCAAAGAAUUCAUACAGGGGAGAAACCCUAUCAGUGCUUUGAAUGUGGAAAGAGCUUCAGUCAAAGCAGCUCUCUCACUUCGCAUCAAAGAAUUCAUACCGGGGAGAAACCCUAUCAAUGCUUGGAAUGUGGGAAGAGCUUCGGGCAGGGGGCCAGCCUCACUUCCCAUCACAGAAUUCAUACAGGAGAGAAACCCUAUCAGUGCUUCGAAUGUGGGAAGAGCUUCAGGGAGGGGGACAAGCUCACUUGCCAUCAAAGAACUCAUACAGGGGAGAAACCCUAUCAGUGCUUGGAAUGUGGAAAGAGCUUCAGUCAGAAGAAGAAUCUCACUUCCCAUCAAAGAAUUCAUACCGGGGAGAAACCCUAUCAGUGCUUGGAAUGUGGAAAGAGCUUCAAUCGGAAGGAUAGUCUCACUUCCCAUCAAAGAAUUCAUACAGGAGAGAAACCCUAUCAGUGCUUCGAAUGCGGGAAGAACUUCCGGGAUGGGAGAAACCUCACUUUGCAUCAAAGAACUCAUACAGGGGAGAAACCCUAUCGGUGCAUGGAAGGUGGAAAGAGCUUCACUCAUAGCUCCCAUCUCACUUGCCAUCAAAGAAUUCAUACAGGGGAGAAAUUGUAUCAGUGCAGAAAAUGUGGAAAGAGCUUUCGUGUGAGUGGUGAUCUCACUUCCCAUCAAAGAGUUCAUACAGGGGAGAAACCGUAUCAGUGCUUGGAAUGUGGGAAGAACUUUAGUCACCGCCAGAAUCUCGCUUCCCAUCGCAGAAUUCAUACAGGAGAGAAACCCUAUCAGUGCUUGGAAUGUGGAAAGUGCUUCAAUCGGAAGGAUAGUCUCACUUCCCAUCAAAGAAUUCAUACAGGGGAGAAACCCUAUCAGUGCUUGCAAUGUGGGAAGAGCUUCAGACACAGUAAUACUUUCACUUUGCAUCAAAGAACUCAUACAGGAGAGAAACCCUUUCAGUGCUUCGAAUGCGGGAAGAGCUUCAGGGAGGGGGCCAAGCUCACUUUUCAUCAAAGAACUCAUAAAGGGGAGAAACCCUAUCAGUGCUUCGAAUGCGGGAAGAACUUCAGUCAGAAGGUGAAUCUCACUUCCCAUCAAAUAAUUCAUACAGGGGAGAAACCGUAUCACUGCUUGGAAUGUGGAAAGAGCUUCAGGGAGGGGGCCCAGCUCACUUUGCAUCAAAGAACUCAUAAAGGGGAGAAACCCUAUCAGUGCUUGGAAUGUGGAAAGAGCUUCAGUCAGAAGCCGAAUCUCACUUUGCAUCAAAGAAUUCAUACAGGGGAAAAACCCUAUCAGUGCUUGGAAUGUGGAAAGAGCUUCAGGGAGGGGGCCAAGCUCACUUUGCAUCAAAGAACUCAUAAAGGGGAGAAACCCUAUCAGUGCUUGGAAUGUGGAAAGAGCUUCAGUCAGAAGGCGAAUCUCACUUCCCAUCGAAGAAUUCACACAGGGGAAAAACCCAUUCAGUGCUUGGAAUGUGGAAAGAGCUUCAGUCAGAGGGCCCAUCUUACUUCCCAUCGCAGAAUUCAUACAGGGGAGAAACCCUAUCAGUGUGUGGAAUGUGGAAAGAGCUUCAGUCACAGGAACAGUCUCACUUCCCAUCAAAGAAUUCAUACAGGGCAGAAACCCUAUCAGUGUUUCGAAUGUGGAAGGAGCUUCACUGAUAGCUCCCAUCUCACUUCCCAUCACAGAAUUCAUACAGGGGAGAAACCUUUUCAUUGCCAUGAGUGUGGAAAGAGCUUUCAAAGGCUCACCCAUCUCACAACCCAUCAAGGAAUUCAUUCAGGGGAGAAACCAUAUCAGUGCUUGGAAUGUGGAAAGAGCUUCAGUCAGAAGGAAAGUCUCAUUUCCCAUCAAAGAAUUCAUACAGGGGAGAAAUUGUAUCAGUGCUUAGAAUGUGGAAAGAGCUUCAGUAAUCGCCGGAAUCUCACUUUCCACCAAAGAAUUCAUACAGGGGAGAAACCCUAUCAGUGCUUGGAAUGUGGCAAGGACUUCAGGCACAGUAAUACUCUCACUUUGCAUCAAAGAAUUCAUACAGGGGAGAAACCCUAUCAGUGCUUGGAAUGUGGAAAGAGCUUCAGACACAGUAAUACUCUCACUUUGCAUCAAAGAACUCAUACAGGGGAGAAACCCUAUCAGUGCUUGGAAUGUGGAAAGAGUUAUACUGAUAGCUCCCAUCUCACUUCCCAUCACAGAAUUCAUACAGGGGAGAAACCCUAUCAGUGCUUGGAAUGUGGAAAGAGCUUUAGUCAAAGUGCACAUCUCACUUCCCAUCGAAGAAUUCAUACAGGGGAGAAACCCUAUCAGUGCUUGGAAUGUGGAAAGAGCUUCGGGGAGGGGGCCAAGCUCACUUUGCAUCAAAGAACUCAUACAGGAGAAAAACCCUAUCAGUGCUUGGAAUGUGGGAAGAGCUUCGGGGAGGUGGCCAAGCUCACUUUGCAUCAAAGAACUCAUACAGGGGAGAAACCCUAUCAGUGCUUGGAAUGUGGAAAGCGCUUUAGUCAAAGUGCACAUCUCACUUCCCAUCGAAGAAUUCAUACAGGGGAGAAACCCUAUCAAUGCUUGGAAUGUGGGAAGAGCUUUCGUCAGAGUGGUGAUCUUGCUUUGCAUAGAAGAGUCCAUACAGGGGAGAAACCCUAUCAUUGCCUGGAAUGUGGGAAGAGCUUUAGUCUCAGGCACAGUCUCACUUCCCAUCAAAAAACUCAUACAGGAGAAAAACCCUUUCAGUGCUUCGAAUGUGGGAAGAGCUUCGGGGAUGGGGCCAAACUCACUUUGCAUCAAAGAACUCAUACAGGGGAUAAACCCUAUCAGUGCUUCGAAUGCGGGAAGAGCUUCAGCCGGAAGUCCACUCUCAUUUUCCAUCAAAGAGUUCAUACAGGGCAGAAGCAGAAACCGUAUCACUGCUUGGAAUGUGGAAAAAGCUUCAGUCAGAAGGGGAAUCUCACUUCCCAUCAAAGAAUUCAUACAGGGGAGAAACCCUAUCAGUGUUUGGAAUGUGGAAAGAGCUUCAGUCAGAAGGGGAAUCUCACUUCCCAUCAAAUAAUUCAUACAGGGGAGAAACCCUAUCAGUGCUUCGAAUGUGGGAAAAGCUUCAGCCGGAAGGACACUCUCAUUUCCCAUCAAAGAGUUCAUAGAGGGCAUAAACCGUAUCACUGCUUGGAAUGUGGAAAGAACUUCAGUCAGAGGGUCCAUCUCACUUCCCAUCGCAGAAUUCAUACAGGGGAGAAACCGUAUCAGUGCUUGGAAUGUGGAAAGAGCUUCACUCAUAGCUCCCAUCUCACUUCCCAUCGCAGAAUUCAUACCGGGGAGAAACCCUAUCAGUGCUUGGAAUGUGGAAAGAGCUUCACUAAUAGUUCCCAUCUCACUUGCCAUCAUAGAAUACAUACAGGGGAGAAACCCUAUCAGUGCUUGAAAUGUGGAAAGAGCUUCAGAAAGAGCUCCCAUCUCACUUCCCAUCAAAGAAUUCAUACAGGGGAGAAACCCUAUCAGUGCUUGGAAUGUGGGAAGAGCUUCAGUAACCGUCGGAAUCUCACUUUCCACCAAAGAAUUCAUACAGGGGAGAAACCCUAUCAGUGCUUGGAAUGUGGAAAGAGCUUCAGACACAGUAAUACUCUCACUUUGCACCAAAGAAUUCAUACCGGGGAGAAACCCUAUCAGUGCUUGGAAUGUGGAAAGAGCUUCAGGUACAGUACUACUUUCACUUUGCAUCAAAGAACUCAUACAGGGGAGAAACCCUAUCAGUGCUUGGAAUGUGGAAAGAGUUACACUGAUAGCUCCCAUCUCAUUUCCCAUCACAGAAUUCAUACAGGGGAGAAACCCUAUCAGUGCUUGGAAUGUGGAAAGAGCUUUAGUCAAAGUGCACAACUCACUUCCCAUCGAAGAAUUCAUACAGGGGAGAAACCCUAUCAGUGCUUGGAAUGUGGGAAGAGCUUCGGGGAGGGGGCCAAGCUCACUUUGCAUCAAAGAACUCAUACAGGAGAAAAACCCUAUCAGUGCUUGGAAUGCGGGAAGAGCUUCGGGGAGGGGGCCAAGCUCACUUUGCAUCAAAGAACUCAUACAGGGGAGAAACCCUAUCAGUGCUUGGAAUGUGGAAAGCGCUUUAGUCAACGUGCACAUCUCACUUCCCAUCACAGAAUUCAUACAGGGGAGAAACCCUAUCAGUGCUUGGAAUGUGGAAAGAGCUUCACUCAUAGCUCCCAUCUCACUUCCCAUCGCAGAAUUCAUACAGGGGAGAAACCCUAUCAGUGCCUGGAAUGUGGGAAGAGCUUUAGUCUCAGGCACAGUCUCACUUCCCAUCAAAAAACUCAUACAGGAGAAAAACCCUUUCAGUGCUUCGAAUGUGGGAAGAGCUUCAGGGUGGGGGCCAAACUCACUUUGCAUCAAAGAACUCAUACAGGGGAGAAACCCUAUCAGUGCUUGGAAUGUGGAAAGCGCUUUAGUCGAAGUGCACAUCUCACUUCCCAUCAAAGAGUUCAUACAGGGCAGAAGCAGAAACCGUAUCACUGCUUGGAAUGUGGAAAAAGCUUCAGUCAGAAGGGGACUCUCACUUCCCAUCAAAGAAUUCAUACAGGGGAGAAACCCUAUCAGUGUUUGGAAUGUGGAAAGAGCUUCAGUAAGAAGGGGAAUCUCACUUCCCAUCAAAUAAUUCAUACAGGGGAGAAACCCUAUCAGUGCUUCGAAUGUGGGAAAAGCUUCAGCUGGAAGGUCACUCUCAUUUCCCAUCAAAGAGUUCAUAGAGGGCAUAAACCGUAUCACUGCUUGGAAUGUGGAAAGAACUUCAGUCAGAGGGUCCAUCUCACUUCCCAUCGCAGAAUUCAUACAGGGGAGAAACCCUAUCAGUGCUUGGAAUGUGGGAAGAGCUUCACUCAUAGCUCCCAUCUCACUUCCCAUCGCAGAAUUCAUACCGGGGAGAAACCCUAUCAGUGCUUGGAAUGUGGAAAGAGCUUCACUAAUAGUUCCCAUCUCACUUGCCAUCAUAGAAUACAUACAGGGGAGAAACCCUAUCAGUGCUUGAAAUGUGGAAAGAGCUUCAGAAAGAGCUCCCAUCUCACUCGCCAUCAAAGAAUUCAUACAGAGGGGAAAAAGUCUUAUAAAUAUUCAGAGUGUGGAGAGAACAUCGGUCAGAGCUCCCAGUCCACCUCCCAUCACAGAAAGAGUUUCAUUCAGAGGGACAGCAUCACUUCACAUGAAAGAGAACAGAGUAGGGAGAAACUGUAUCAGUGCAGAGAAUGUGGAAAGAGCUUCAGUCGGAAGGAUCAUCUCACUUCCCAUCAAAGAAUUCAUACUGGGGAGAAACCCUAUCAGUGCUUCGAAUGUGGAAAGAGUUUCAGAAAGAGCUCCCAUCUCACUUCCCAUCAAAGAAUUCAUACAGGGGAGAAACCCUAUCAGUGCUUUGAAUGUGGAAAGAGCUUCAGCCAGGGGAUCUAUCUCACUUUCCAUCAAAGAAUUCAUACAGGGGAGAAACCAUAUCAAUGCCUCGAAUGUGGAAAGAGCUUCAUUUACAAGCUGAGUCUCGCUUCCCAUCACAGAUUUCAUACAGGGGAGAAACCUUUUCAAUGCCUUGAGUGUGGAAAGAGCUUCAGUCACAGGCAGGGUCUCACUUCGCAUCAAAAAAUUCAUACAGGGGAGAAACCGUAUCAGUGCUUAGAAUGUGGAAAGAGCUUCAGUCACAGGCAGAGUCUCACUUCCCAUCAGCGAAUUCAUACAGGGGAGAAACCCUAUCAGUGCUUAGAAUGUGGAAAGAGCUUCCGGGAGGGGACUAAGCUUUCUUCCCAUCAACGAAUUCAUACAGGGGAGAAACCCUAUCAAUGCCUGGAAUGUGGAAAGAGCUUUAGUCAAAGCGCGCAUCUCACUUCCCAUCAAAAAAUUCAUUCAGGGGAGAAACCAUAUCAGUGCUUCGAAUGUGGAAAGAGAUUCAUUCUCAGGCCAAGUCUCACUGCCCAUCAAAAAAUUCAUUCAGGUGAGAAACCCUAUCAGUGCUUAGAAUGUGGAAAGAGCUUCUUGGAGGGGACUACGCUCUCUUCCCAUCAAAGAAUUCAUACAGGGGAGAAACCCUAUCAAUGCCUGGAAUGUGGAAAGAGCUUUCGUCACAAUUCCAGUCUCACUUGCCAUCGAAGAAUUCAUACCGGGAUGAAACCCUAUCCGUGCUUGGAAUGUGGGAUGAGGUUCAGUCGAAAGGAUAGUCUCACUUCCCAUCAAAGAACACAUACAGGUCAGAAACCCUAUCAGUGCUUCCAAUGUGGAAAGAGCUUCAGUCAAAGCUCGAAUCUCAAGACCCAUCAAAGAAUUCAUACAGGGGAGAAACCAUUAUGGAGGCCUCCCUCUCUGAAAUUGUAUCAGUGCAGAGAAUGUGGAAAGAGCUUCAAUCGGAAGGAUCACCUCACUUCCCAUCACAGAAUUCAUACAGGGGAGAAACCUUUUCAAUGCCAUGAAUGUGGAAAGAGCUUCAGUCAGGAAACCCAUCUCACUUCUCAUCAAAGAAUUCAUACAGGGGAGAAACCCUAUCAGUGCUUGGAAUGUGGAAAGUGCUUCAGUCAAAGCACCAAUCUCACCGCCCAUCAAAUAAUUCAUACAGGGGAGAAACCUUUUCAAUGCCAUGAGUGUGGAAAGAGCUUCAGUCACAGUAAGACUCUCAUUUCUCAUCAAAGAAUUCAUACAGGGGAGAAACCGCAUCAGUGCUUCGAAUGUGGAAAGAGCUUCAGUCUCAGGCAAGAUCUUACUUCCCAUCAAAGAAUUCAUACAGGGGAGAAACCCUAUCAGUGCUUGGAAUGUGGAAAGAGCUUCAGUCACAGUGCCACACUCUCUUCUCAUCAAAGAAUUCAUACAGGGGAGAAACCGUAUCAGUGCUUGGAAUGUGGAAAGUGCUUCAGUCAGGUAAGCCAUCUCACCUCCCAUCACAGAAUUCAUACAGGGGAGAAACUUUUUCAAUGCCAUGAGUGUGGAAAGAGCUUCAGUCACAGUAAGACUCUCACUUCUCAUCAAAGAAUUCAUACAGGGGAGAAACCGUAUCAGUGCUUGGAAUGUGGAAAGAGCUUCAGUCUCAGGCACGAUCUUACUUCUCAUCAAAGAAUUCAUACAGGGGAGAAACUGUAUCAGUGCUUGGAAUGUGGGAAGAGCUUUCGUCAGAAAGGUGAUCUUGCUGUGCAUAGAAGAGUCCAUACAGGGGAGAAACCCUAUCGGUGCUUAGAAUGUGGGAAGAGCUUUAGUGUCAGAAACAGUCUCACUUCUCAUCAAAGAAUUCAUACCGGGAAGAAACCCUAUCAGUGCUUGGAAUGUGGAAAGAGCUUCAGUCAAAGCACCAAUCUCACUGCCCAUCAAAGAACUCAUACAGGAGAGAAACCCUAUCAUUGCUUCGAAUGUGGAAAGAGUUUCAGGCAGGGGCCUGAGCUCACUUCCCAUCACAGAAUUCAUACAGGGGAGAAACCCUAUCAGUGCUUGGAAUGUGGGAAGAGCUUCACUCAGAACGGUCGCCUCACUUCCCAUCAAAAAAUGCACAGUGGGAAGAAAGGCUAUCAGUGCUCAGAAUGUGGGAAGAUCUUCACUCGUAGUGCCACUCUCACUUCCCAUCAAAGAAUUCAUACUGGAGAGAAACCUUAUCACUGCUUGGAAUGCGGGAAGAACUUUAAUACAAUACCAAACUUCCAUCGACAUAAAAGUAUUCACCGUGAGGAGAAAUCAUAUCAGUGCUUGGAAUGUGGAAAGGGAUUCAGGUGGAAGAGUAGUCUUGAUUCCCAUCAAAUAAUUCAUACAGAUGAGAAUCCCUAUCAAUGCUUGGAAUGUGGGAAGAACUUUAACAGAAGCACAAGCUUCCAUCGACAUCAAAGAAUUCAUCUCGCGGAGAAACCCUUUAAAUGCCAAGAGUGUGGAAAGAGCUUCAGUCAGAGUACGAAAUUCGUUGCCCAUCAAAGAACUCACAGUGGGGAGAAACCCUAUAAGUGCUUGGAAUGUGGGAAGAGUUUCAGUCAGAGGGUGAAUCUCACAUCCCACCAAAUAAUUCAUACAGGGGAGAAACCUUUUCAAUGCCUUGAGUGUGGAAAGAGCUUUAGUCGCAGCUCCCAUCUCACUUCCCAUCAAAUGAUUCAUACAGGGGAGAAACCAUAUAAGUGCUUAGAAUGCGGGCAGAGCUUCAUUCAGAAGGCAAGGCUCACUUCCCAUCAAAUAAUUCACAGUGGGGAGAUACCAUUUCGAUGUCCAGAAUGUGGAAAGAGCUUCACAAGGAAGGAAGGUCUCAUGCUCCAUCAAAGAAUUCAUACAGGGCAGAAACCAUUUCAGUGCUUGGAAUGUGGAAAGAGCUUCAGUCGGAACUCCUAUCUCACUUACCAUCAAAGAAUUCAUACAGGGGAGAAACCAUUUAAAUGUCAAGAAUGUGGAAAGAGCUUCAAUCAUAAGGUAAGUCUCACAUCCCAUCAGAGAAUUCAUACAGGGGAGAAACCAUAUCAGUGCUUGGAAUGCGGAAAGAGCUUCAGUCACAGAGCCAAUCUCACAUCCCAUCAAAGAAUUCAUACAGGGGAGAAACCCUAUGAGUGCUUGGAAUGUGGGAAGAGCUUCGGUCAGAGGGUGCAGCUCACUUCCCAUCAAAUAAUUCAUACAGGAGAGAAACCGUAUGAGUGCUUGGAAUGUGGACAGAGUUUCAGCCAGAAGGCGAGUCUCACUUCCCAUCAAAAAAUUCAUACAGGGGAGAAACCUUAUCAGUGCUUGGAAUGUGGGAAGAGCUUCAGGACGACCAACCAUCUCACUUCCCAUCAGGUGAUUCAUACAGGGGAGAGACCAUAUAAGUGCUUGGAAUGUGGAAAGAGCUUCAGUCACAACCACAAUCUCACUUCCCAUCAAAGAAUCCAUACUGGGGAGAGACCUUACCAGUGCUUGGAAUGUGGAAAGAACUUCAGUUGGAAAGAAGGUCUGAAUUCCCAUCAAACAAUUCACAGCGGGGAGAUACCAUUUCGAUGCCAAGAAUGUGGAAAGACUUUCAGAAGGAGGGCAGGUCUCAUGGUCCAUCAAAAAACUCAUACACAGCACGAACCGUGUUAGAAAUGGGGAAACAGCUUCCCUUCCAAGAGGAGUCUAGCUUCCAAUGAAGAAAUCCAUACAGAGUGAAAGCAGAUCAGUGCUUGAAAUGUAGGAAAGGCUUUAAUAAAAGCACACACUUCCAUCAACAUAACAUUAGUCACCGAGGGCAGAAACUAUUUCAGUGCCAAGAAUAUGGAGGGAGUUUCAGUCAGAAGGAAAAUCUCACACCCAAUCAAAAAACUCACAGCAGCGAGAAGCCGUCUCAGCGCAUGGAAUGUGGAAAGAGAUUGGUUAAGAGGGCCAGUGUCAUCGCAAUAGGUAUAUAUAGGAUUUAAUUUGGGGAGACUUUGAUUAGUAUGCGGGCAAGGAUUGGAAGAAUGUUCUUGUCAUUCAGCAACGCAGCAACGGAAACUUGACCGGGGGGCAUUUUUGUCAGUGUCUCACGUAUAUCCUCAAGCAGGUGACCUUUUCUUCUUGCCCAACUGAAGUGUGGAAGAAAUAAGGAGUGUGUGUUGUGUUAGACUGGCAUCCGGCACUCUUCCCUGUGCCUCUGAGCCUUUGGACUUCCCCCUGGCUCCAAGCAGAGUUUCGCAACAGCGGUAUGUGCCCUGUGUGGGUGCAAUAAAUAACAGUCCGUACGCAAGCUUCUUCCUAAUCUAAGAAGCUUUAAUUUAUGUACAGCAUAGCAAAAUAAAUCAUCCGGGAGAAAGAGCAAACAUCCUCCCGUUUGUCAGCGGGAAACGAAAGUAACUCACACACAAAGAAACAUUCCCGUAUGUGAACAAGCCACACCUCAGUAGGCAGGGAUGAUGCACAGAACUGUUUAACCCUGCAAGUUCUGAUUUUCCUCACACACCCUCUCGUCCCACAUACUGAGGGAAACUGUAAGUACAACCACUUACCCCAAAACAACACUUCACAGAACUCCCCAUGAUGCUGGAAGCUCAAGGGGUUAGUGAACCCAUCUGCCAGGUUCUCCUGGCUUGGACAGUACUUCAGCCGCACCAAGCCUGCCUGGACACUUUGACACACAUUCUGGAGACAUAUGUCCAAAUGUUUGGUUCUGGACUUGACUCUGCCAACUUCAGGCAGGGUUGGUUGUCUUCCCAAACAGUAAUGAGCAAGCAACAAUCCCCACAGAUCUCUUGGACCAAACACUGGUAGAACUCCAAUUCCCUACACAAAUCAGACAACACACCAAACUCAGCUUCAGUAGAGGAAAGUGCAAUAAGACUUUGCUUUUGGGACUUCCACCCAACUAGAGAUUCCCCAAACUUCACUACCAUCCCAGACACCGAUUUUCUGUCUCCAAGAUUUGCCCAAUCGCUGUCAGUCCAGCACGUGAGUCAUGCGUCACCAUCAGCUGACAACGUGAGGCAAAAAUCUUUGGUAUCCUGCAAAUACCUUAGCACUCUCUUGAUGCCAAGCCAGGCACUCACACUGGGCUUUGUAGCCACCCGGCUGAGCGGGUUCACAGCAAACGCUAUGUCAGGUCUGCUCCACUGGGAGAGAUACAAACAGACUCCCAGCGCUCUUUGAACAACCAGGGUUUUGGAACUCAGAACGAUCCCCAAGCUGACUGUCCUUCACGUAGCUCAUCUCCAUGGGCGUUUUGACCCCUGCACAGUCAGACAUCCUGAACUUCUCAAGCAACUGCUCAAUCUUGCCUUUCUGACUGAGCAAAAAACUUCUGUUCUCAUACCUGUCUAUCUGAACUCCUAGGUAAACCUUUACUGGGCCAAG
This is a messenger RNA of Podarcis muralis (Common wall lizard), 15152 nucleotides long. Lineage: Eukaryota; Metazoa; Chordata; Lepidosauria; Squamata; Lacertidae. The record is from RefSeq and is a predicted model, not a curated record.